Messenger RNA from Prosopis cineraria, 1284 nucleotides. RefSeq names its product BURP domain protein RD22-like. The record is from RefSeq and is a predicted model, not a curated record. The coding region runs from base 102 to 1079 and encodes 325 amino acids. Lineage: Eukaryota; Viridiplantae; Streptophyta; Magnoliopsida; Fabales; Fabaceae. The transcript has 3 exons.
CCUUGUAUCGAAACCUGCGUCGUCCAUAUCUCAUAAGAAUCCAAUCCUUGGCACUCUCCCCCCAUUAUAUUCUUCCUCUCACUUCCAAUUUUUGUCUAUUAAUGGGCAAAUUAUAUGCAGCUUCAGUACAUAGUUUCUUCAAUACUGAAGAUCGAACCCCUGCGUAUCGCUGUUGUUCUCAGGGUAUUAUACGAAUGUCUAUUUUCAUAUUAUAUAUAAUAUUGCACAUUGCAGGAACGCAUGCUGCCUCACCUCCCGAACUUUACUGGAAGUCCAUGCUUCCCACUACUCCCAUUCCCAAAUCAUUCGCAGAUCUCCUUCACCCUGCUGGUGACGACACCCCCGACCGUGGCUGGACGACCGAACAUAGAAAAGUAUGCAUAAAUUUUUGUUAUGUGAACUCUGACACCAAACUACACGAUAAUGCCAGCAGAGCUCUCUUCUUGUUGGAGAAGGACUUGAAGGCUGGUCACAGAAUGAACUUACUCUUCACGCAAAUCUCUAACCAAGCAUCCUUCCUGCCUCGUGAAGUCGUGAAAUCCAUUCCCUUUUCCUCAAGCAAGAUGGCUGAGAUAUUGAACAACUUUGCUGUGAAGCCUGGGUCAGAAAAAGCUGAGGUUAUGAAUAAUACAAUUAAACUUUGUGAGGAGUCAGGGAUUAAAGGAGAGGAGAAGUAUUGUGCCACGUCAUUGGAAUCCAUGGUUGAUUUUAUCACUUUGAAGCUUGGGAAAGACGUGGAAGCUUUGUCUACGGAAGUGAUGAAGGAUACAAAGCAGCAAGAAUACACAAUAAUGCAAGGAGGGAAGGUGGGAGAGACGAAAGUGGUGGUGUGCCACAAGCUUAAUUAUGUGUUUGCUGUAUUUUAUUGUCAUAAAAUAGAGAACACGGUCACCUAUACGGUAUCCUUGAAGGGGGAUGAUGGGAGCAGAAUAAAAGCCGUGAGUGUAUGUCACAGAGACACGUCACAGUGGAACCCAAAACAUUUGGCCUUCCAAAUGCUAAAAGUGAAACCAGGGAGUGUUCCCAUAUGCCACUUCCUUUUUCAAAGCACCAUUGCGUGGGUUCCCAAACAAAGCUAAGAAUGAAUUUCAUUCCUGAAUCGAGGAGAUGAAGUAUGUGAUUUUGUUGAAAGUCUUUAUUAUCUUUGUUUUGCUUCCCUUGCUAUGUUGUUUUUGGUUCUGGUUUGUGUUCUUUUAGUGACUUGUACUCAUGGCUUUGGUUUUUCUUUGUUAAGUAAAACAUCUGUGGGAAAAAAAAAAUCUUAGCUGAUUACUUAAUUGAACG